Molecule: messenger RNA, 2735 nt
Organism: Gadus macrocephalus (Pacific cod)
Lineage: Eukaryota; Metazoa; Chordata; Actinopteri; Gadiformes; Gadidae
Product: gap junction gamma-1 protein-like
Exons: 5
Coding region: 495-1640 (381 amino acids)
Biological process (GO): cell communication
Cellular component (GO): connexin complex
Source: RefSeq, a predicted model, not a curated record
GUCUGUGUCUGUGUCUGUGUCUGUGUCCGCGUGUGUGUGUGUGUCCGCGUGUGUGUCCGCGUGUGUGUGUGUGUCCGCGGAGGCCUCCUUGGAAGGUAGGGGGGGAGAGGAUAAAUGACGUGGUCAUGUGGGAGGGACGCGAUUCGGGACCGUUCGGUUCAGUAGCGACCCCUGUGGUCGGCCUCACGUGGGUGUUCCGCCUCGAAGCGCGUCCAAUGGGUUAAUAUUAAAUGUGGCUCGUGCUGGUGACGGGGACUAAUUGGCAAAAGCCGGCGGAUCAAUUAGAUCCGGGAGGAAGUCGGCGGACUUGUUGAGGACGUUUCGACCCGCUUCUGGAGGACUACUGGAGCUUUGUAUGCCUUUCGACCAGGAACUUCUCCACGUUUGUUCUUCGAUUCGCCACAGUGUACCCUUCCCUCCCUGCUAACUCCCUGUGUCAACCGAUUGGCUUUCUCAGCGCCCCAAGCUAGCCCCCGGGCCUCGGCUCAGGCACCAUGAGCUGGAGCUUCCUCACGCGGCUGCUGGACGAGAUCUCCCAGCACUCUACCUUUGUGGGCAAGGUGUGGCUGUCGGUGCUCAUCAUCUUCCGCAUCGUGCUGACGGCGGUGGGUGGAGAGACCAUCUACCACGAUGAGCAGAGCAACUUUGUGUGCAACACGCAGCAGCCCGGCUGCGAGAACGUCUGCUACGACGCCUUCGCGCCGCUCUCGCACGUCCGCUUCUGGGUCUUCCAGGUGCUGAUGAUCACCACGCCCACCAUCAUGUACCUGGGCUUCGCCACGCACAAGGUGGCCCGCAUGGGUGACCCCCAGUACCAGCCCACCCGCCGCGCCCGCAAGCGCAUGCCUAUUGUGACCCCCGGGGCCGCGUGCAACUAUGAGGAGGCAAUGGAGGACGGGGAGGAGGACCCCAUGAUGGAGGAGGAGAUCGAGCCCGAGAAGGCGAAGGCGGACAAUGGCCCGGAGAAGAAGCACGACGGCCGGCGUCAGAUCCAGGCGGACGGCCUGAUGAAGGUCUAUGCCUGCCAGCUGCUGACCCGCGCCGCCUUCGAGAUGGCCUUCCUCUACGGCCAGUUCCUCCUGUACGGCUUCCACGUUGCGCCGGACUACGUGUGCACGCGUCUGCCCUGCCCCCACACGGUUGACUGCUAUGUGUCACGGCCCACCGAGAAGACCAUCUUCCUGCUGAUUAUGUACGUGGUGUCCUUUCUCUGCCUGCUCCUCACGCUCCUGGAGAUGGUGCACCUCGGCGUUGGCGGCCUCCGCGACACCUUCCGCCGCAGGGCCACCCUGGCGUCCCGAACCAGGCCAGCCCGAGGAGGAGGAGGAGGAGGAGGAGGAGGAGCCUCGGCGCCCCCAGGCUACCACGUCACGGUGAAGCAUGACCGGCCCAAGGAGGAGGCCGGGACUGGGCUCCUGCCGCUGGCGGACUCUGGGCGGGAGAGUCCCGGGGUGGAGGGUGGCGGUGGUGGCCAGGAGCUGGAGCGGCUGCGGCGGCACAUAAGGCAGGCCCAGUUGCAGCUGGACCUGGUGGGCCAGGGGGGCAGCGGGGGACUGGACCCCACAGCGGCCGUGCAGAACCGGCACAACCUCACCGAGGAGAGGCGCGCCGAGGGUGGAGAGAAAGGAGUACAUGCCUGAGCCGGCUUCCCACGGGCCCCGAACGGAAGGACGCAUCCAUAGAAGGGAGAAAUGUCGAACAAGCCGGGAAAACCAAAGUGUGAGUGAGGGAGAGGUGUUUAUGUGUGUGAGAGGGAGAGGGAAAUGUGUGUUUCUGUAUUAAAGGCCCAAACAACAAAUACAAUCCAAAGAAACCGUCGUUGUCUCAGGAGUGUUGUGGUUAGAGCACGGUCUCUGCUUGCAUGUUGAAGCCAGGGUCGUCUUCUGUACCGCUGGCACCGCUUUGGGGGUCCCCUGCCUUGUUCGUUAAGUUUUGUUUUUUGAAAGGGGUUCAAGGUUCUGCUCUUUUGUUCUCCUCCCUUUCAAAUGUGUGGGUGGGUGGGGAUUUUGUGUGGGUGACAGUUGAUGAGUUAUAUUCUGUCACCACUUUACAUUUCAACCCAAUAUGCGUGUGUGGAUUCGUAUGCCACUCCUUGUAUUACGCAGAAACUCAAAUUUAAGAUGUUUACCUGGGAAAAGCUUGAAACUAUUUCUACAAUGACUGGACGGUGUUUUGUUCGAGUUGACAAGACCAUACUAUUGCAAAUGUUGGCCUUUGACUGUUGAGCUUUAAGUCUUAUUUUUCGUUUUGCUUUUGGUAAUUACCUACUUUUCUGAGAAGAAAUUGUGGCACUUUAACGUUUUCUGGUUCGAUGCUGGCUUUCGCAGGUUUAAGUCAAGUGUGUGUGUGUGUAUGUGUUAUAGGCCUGCAAAUGGUUCCUGAUGGUUUAACCCGUUUGUCUUGCAGUCUUUACCCCCAUAACAGCCUAUGUGCAGAUUCCAUCUGACUUCAUGUUGAUAGGCAUUUUAAAACACCAACGUUGUAGCUUAUCUGGUUGUCCACCUGAUGGAGUCUUGCUGUCGAGGCCUGCUGGGAAUAAGACUUUUAGUUGUCUGGAAUGUGAUGAACUUGAGCUGGUUUGUGUAUUGUAAAGUUGUCAACAGUUUAUUUUUUUAUUUUUUUCACUAAGGAAUACUUUACACAUGGUACAACAUUCCCUUUUAAUAUGGUUUGGCUUUGUAAUUGUUUUUUUUUGUAAUUUUCUAACGGCCAGUUAAUAAAUGCAUUUGAAUGCA